Messenger RNA from Stylonychia lemnae, 747 nucleotides. Lineage: Eukaryota; Ciliophora; Spirotrichea; Sporadotrichida; Oxytrichidae. The record is from the annotation of a GenBank genome assembly.
AUGGAGGAAUAUCAACAGAUUACCUCAUCAUCAAGUGCUUGGCAAAGAAACAAGCUUACCAUCUCUCAAAGGUUUUAAGAGCAGCUCGUAUUUGAGGAUAUUAUUAUUAAACAGACUCCUCAUACAGAGCCACCUUCCUGUGCAAUAGUACUUGCUAAAUAUGUGUACAAGAACUAAAGACAAAAGUUAAGAGGGAAAAAAGUUAUAGAACUGGGAGCAGGCUGUGGAUUUACAACUAUUUAUCUAUCAUAGAAGCUACACCCUAGCAAAAUAGUUGCCACUGAUCUUGGAUCAGUGAUUAACAUUAUUAAGGAGAAUAUUGACCUAAAUAGAUGUGAAAAACAGCAAGUUCAUUGCAAUGAGCUAUUUUGGGGUAAUAAGGAGAACCUUUAAUAGGUAUAUGAAUGUGCUGAGAUAAACAACAAAGAAGGUGAAGCUUUUGAUUUAAUUCUGGGCAGUGACUUGAUUUAUGAUUUCGAGUACUUUGCUGAGCUAGUGCAAACAUUAGAUAGUUUGUAUAAGUUUGGCCGUAAUGAAAUCCUGUUCUGUUUCACGCAUAGGUUUAGUGAUGUUGAGAGAUGGUUCAAAGAAGAAUUAGAGAAGAAGGGCUUUAAGAUUGAAUACGCCAAGGAUGAUGAAUUUGAUUUAGAAUUUUAUGAAUCAGGCAAAGUGUUUUUAAUCAAGAUUUUCAAAGAAAGAUAAGAUCAAGAAGAUUCAUCAGAGGAUGAUGAUAGCAAUUAUUCCUGA